Messenger RNA from Parastagonospora nodorum SN15, 4899 nucleotides. RefSeq lists its product as hypothetical. The record is from RefSeq and is a predicted model, not a curated record. Gene Ontology annotation, molecular function: ATP binding; ATP hydrolysis activity; ABC-type transporter activity. The transcript has 6 exons. The coding region runs from base 1 to 4554 and encodes 1517 amino acids. Gene Ontology annotation, cellular component: membrane. Gene Ontology annotation, biological process: transmembrane transport. NCBI's taxonomy places the organism in Eukaryota, Fungi, Ascomycota, Dothideomycetes, Pleosporales, Phaeosphaeriaceae.
AUGCAGCAGGGACAGCAGAUUCCGUUUCUGCCACCCUCUUCGGCAACCGGCGCGUACGGCUACCUCACGGCCUCAAAGGACAAUCGUCAGCCAUUAUGCGGCAAUAGUGAAGGCUGGGGCCCAAUCAGCCCAAUUCGCUAUGACUUCACGCCUUGCUUUCUGGAUGUCUGGAUCGCAACGGUCUCGGCUUUUGGAAUUGUUGGAGGUGCCGGCGCGUUGUGGUAUCUGUACAGGAAGUGCUCGCCGCAGCCGGUGAAGCGCAACUGGCACUUCUACGCGAAAUUGGUUACCCUUGGAGCACUCAUCGCCACGACCGCAGUACAGGCCGCGCUACAAAUCGAGUACUACAAAGAUGUUUGGGCUGGCGACUUCCGCUUCUGGACUACGAUACUUACGCUCGUCUCCCUCGGAUUCAUCUUCUUCAUCCAAUACGUUGAACAUUGGAGGUCGCGCAAUGCCAACGGUGUAGUGCUCUUCUACUGGCUCUUCCUCCUCAUCGCAUACGCUGUCAAGCUCCGUUCGCUCAUUGCCCAGAACAUUCAUCGGGAGCAUGUUGCGUACUUCUCCGUCUUUUGCGUCAGUGUUGGACUGGCUAUAUUGGAGUUUGCCCUGGAGUGGCUGAUACAGAAGCGCUUGAGCGACUAUGACGCGCUAGGGGACGAGGACGAAUGUGCGUAUGAGUACGCUGACGUCUUUUCCGUCUUGACCUUUGGUUGGAUGACACCAAUGAUGAAGCGCGGCUACAAGACGUUUCUCACCCAGGAUGACCUCUGGAACCUCCGCACACGAGACACCACAAGGCACACCUCCCAGAGAUUCGAGGAUGCAUGGGCAUACGAGAUGGAAAAGAAGAACCCUUCUUUGUGGUUGGCCAUGUUCCGAUCUUUUGGAGGGCCAUACUUCAGAGGUGCUGCUAUCAAAACCGUCAGCGACGUACUGAAUUUCGCACAGCCGCAGCUGUUGAGGCUCCUGAUCAGCUUUGUUGCCUCGUAUCAGACAGAUAAGCCUCAGCCUGUGGUCCGAGGUGCAGCGAUUGCACUCGGCAUGUUUUUCGUCUCUAUCUCACAGACUGCUUGUCUACACCAAUACUUCCAGCGGUCUUUCGAGACUGGCAUGCGUAUCAAAUCGUCCUUAACUGCCGCCAUCUACUCCAAGUCAACUCGCUUGUCGAAUGAGGGCCGGGCUUCGAAGUCAACAGGUGACAUUGUCAACUACAUGGCUGUCGACACGCAGCGGCUACAAGACCUUGCCCAGUAUGGCCAACAAUUGUGGUCUGCUCCUUUCCAGAUUGUUCUUUGCAUGUUGUCGCUGUACCAGCUACUUGGCUACAGUUGCUUUGCAGGUGUAGCGGCCAUGUUUGUCAUGAUUCCUGUCAACGGUGUUAUUGCGCGAUGGAUGAAGACUCUGCAGAAAGAGCAGAUGAAGAACAAAGACUCGCGUACAAAGCUCAUCUCUGAGAUCCUCAACAAUAUGAAGUCUAUCAAGCUUUAUGCCUGGACGACGGCUUUCGCAAGCCGCCUGAACCAUAUCCGUAACGACCAGGAACUCAAGACACUCCGCAAAAUUGGUGCUACCCAGGCAAUCUCCACCUUCACUUGGUCGACGACGCCGUUCCUUGUGUCAUGCUCCACCUUUGGCGUCUUUGUUCUAACGCAGCACCGUGCGUUGACAACCGACAUCGUUUUUCCGGCGCUCACCUUGUUCAAUCUGCUCACCUUCCCUCUCGCUAUCCUUCCCAUGGUCAUUACCGCGAUCGUCGAGGCUAGUGUUGCGGUCGGUCGUAUUACGGGUUAUCUCACCGCCGAUGAGCUCCAAGAAAAUGCCGUGAUAUGCGAAGAGGCUGUUCAAGAGACUGGAGAGGAAUCGGUCCGAAUCCGCGAUGCCAGCUUCACGUGGGACAAGGCCAGCGAACGUCCGACGCUAGAAAACAUUAACUUCUCCGCGCACAAAGGAGAAUUGGCAUGCAUCGUUGGUCGUGUAGGCUCUGGAAAGUCUUCCCUUCUACAAGCAGUCUUGGGUGAUCUUUGGAAGGUGAACGGCGAGGUUGUCCUUCGCGGGAAGACUGCCUACGUUCCUCAAUCGGCGUGGGUGAUGAAUGCUUCCGUAAGGGAGAACAUCGUCUUCGGUCACCGCUGGGAUCCACAAUUCUACAACAAGACCGUCCAGGCUUGCGCACUGCGCGAUGACUUUGCGCAAUUGCCGGAUGGUGACCAGACCGAGGUCGGCGAACGUGGUAUUUCCCUGUCAGGUGGCCAAAAAGCCCGACUCACGCUGGCUCGAGCCGUAUACGCGCGCGCUGAUGUGUAUCUACUUGAUGAUUGCUUGUCUGCCGUCGAUCAGCAUGUUGGACGGCAUCUGAUCGAUAAUGUUCUUGGCUCCAAGGGCCUCUUGGCCGGCAAGACCCGCAUUUUGGCUACCAACUCUAUACCCGUUUUGAUGGAGGCAGACAUGAUCUUACUUCUUCGCGAAAACAAGAUCCUUGAAAGGGGCAACUAUGAUCAGCUCAUGGCAAUGAAGGGUGAGAUUGCCCAACUAAUCAAGACGUCACAGAAUGAGGAUCAGAGCGAAGGCGACAGCAACCGUGCUACCGAGAGUAUCAUAAGCGACCAGGACUCCACGGUUUACGGCGGUAGUCCUGUUGACGAUGAGGAAGACCAGGCCGAGGCCGAAGCCGCUCAGGAGAGUGCGGCUCAUCUGGCACCGCUCAAACCGGGAGGCGGUACGGCCCGUAAGCACAGCUUCAACACCCUCCGUCGGGCCAGCACUGCCAGUUUCAAGGGUCCGCGCGGAAAACUCUCGGAUGAAGAAGGGGGCGGACUGAAAAGCAAGCAAUCCAAGGAGUUUUCUGAGCAGGGCAAGGUCAAGUGGUCGGUAUAUGGCGAAUACGCAAAGACAAGCAACAUCUAUGCUGUCGUAAUCUAUCUGCUUCUGCUGAUGGGAGCUCAGACCAGCUCUAUAGGCGCAAGUGUGUGGCUUAAAAAGUGGUCAGAAGUCAAUCAGCGGUAUGGCGGCAACCCUCAGGUUGGCAAAUAUAUCGGCAUUUACUUUGCUUUCGGUGUCGGUUCUGCCGCCCUCGUCGUGGUACAAACGCUCAUCCUCUGGAUAUUCUGUUCGAUCGAACGUAAGAUCCACUAUGGCCCCUUGCAGCGAUUGAUGACUGACGUAUGCAGCCGCACUUUCAACAUGCUCUUCGUCAAUUCGGCUCGAGCUGGGUUCACCCUUGUCGUAAUUUCUGCGUCGACACCCAUCUUUAUUGCACUAAUUUUGCCGCUCGGCGCACUCUACCUUUACAUCCAGCGCUACUACCUGCGGACAUCGCGCGAGCUGAAGCGCCUCGAUAGCGUCAGCCGCAGCCCGAUUUAUGCGCACUUCCAGGAGUCACUCAGUGGUAUGAGCACGAUUCGCGCGUAUCGCCAACAGAAACGUUUUGAACUCGAAAACGAAUGGCGAGUCGACGCUAAUCUGAGAGCCUACUACCCUUCGAUCAGCGCGAAUCGCUGGCUCGCGGUUCGUUUAGAAUUCAUUGGCUCAGUCAUCAUCCUGGCUGCUGCAGGAUUCUCCAUCAUCUCCGUAGCUAGCCACAGCGGCCUGUCGGCCGGCAUGGUCGGUCUGGCCAUGUCGUAUGCGCUCCAGAUCACCCAAAGUCUCAACUGGAUUGUCCGACAGACCGUUGAAGUGGAGACCAAUAUUGUUUCCGUAGAGCGUGUUUUGGAAUAUGCGGCUCUUCCGAGUGAAGCACCUGAGAUUAUUUCCAAGAAUAGGCCACCGAUCAGUUGGCCGUCUCAAGGCGCGGUUGCGUUCAAUAACUAUAGCACUCGUUAUAGGCCGGGUCUCGACUUGGUGUUGAAGAACAUCAAUCUCGAGAUCAAGCCCAACGAAAAGAUUGGUGUUGUAGGACGCACAGGCGCAGGCAAGAGCUCCCUAACUUUAGCGCUCUUCCGCAUUAUCGAGCCUGCAGAAGGAUUUGUGAGCAUCGAUAACCUGAAUACUAGCACCAUCGGUCUGCUGGAUCUCCGCCGACGAUUAGCGAUUAUUCCGCAAGAUGCGGCACUGUUUGAAGGAACGGUGCGGGACAAUCUUGACCCAGGUCAUGUGCACGACGAUACAGAAUUAUGGAGCGUACUGGAACACGCACGUCUGAAGGAUCAUGUUGCUAGCAUGCCCGGCAAGCUGGAUGCCCACAUCAAUGAGGGCGGCUCCAACCUCAGCUCUGGUCAACGACAAUUGGUCUCGCUGGCACGCGCUCUCCUUGCGCCAUCAAACAUCCUCGUCCUCGACGAGGCUACAGCCGCUGUUGAUGUGGAGACUGAUGCAAUGCUGCAAACCACGUUGCGCAGCAGCAUGUUCAAGAACAGGACAAUCAUAACGAUUGCGCACAGGAUCAACACCAUUUUGGACUCUGACCGCAUUAUCGUCCUAGACAAGGGUAGAGUGGCCGAAUUCGAGAGCCCCGCCGAGUUGGUCCGACGAAAAGGGUUAUUUUACGAGCUAGUGCGGGAGGCCGGAUUACUGAAUUCGCUCGACCUCAAGGACUUGAACACACAGCCGCAGUAGCCAUUAUAGACAUGUCUCGGGCAAAAUGAUGAAAAGGAAUUAGUGUGUGCGCACAUGGCAAUUCUUGUGCGUCAACCGCGGCACAUGUUUUUAGCGUGUUGGUAUGCGGAGGCCCAGAAUUAGACUAAGGUGGUUGACGAAGACUGACGUCGGUCACCUCGAAUGAGGCUGGCCUGACUUGAGCUGGGCGGGGAGUUAGCAUAGGUUGUUGGUGGUGGGAAAAAGCAAACAAAAUUGACUAAGGGAGUCCUCAUCGGUCAGCCUCAUGCCCACUGACCCACCUCAUACGGAUGGAGUAGAACUAGAUGCAGACGUGUAAUGGAUCUCAGGAACUUCGAAAAGCAA